AGUUCCAUCUUCUUGGGAUAUCACUACCAGAAAUUAUUUUAAUCAAUAACGGGAAUCCAUUAGAGAAGCUCAGACGCGUUUCUUAUUACCUCAAAAGUGAAGAUUAUAAAGUGAAGUGGUUAAGUGAUUGGGUGAGCUGAUGUCGUAACCACUGUAUAAUGCGGGGUUGAUCCUUUGAGAAGUUUGUGCCUGGAUUACGCUUUUUCCGGUGGAAUAUAAAGUUGAAUUCUGUAGUUCUAGAGUGCGGAGACGCAGUUCUGCCGAACGAAGAGUGAGUUAUUAGUGGCACCAAGAGGUUCUCCUUGAUUGAAUGGAGGAUGGCAAGGAAAAUACCGUUUAAUGUUGUAUUCGCCUCAGGUGAGGAUCCAGACUUUCCAGCUAGCGAAUUAAAUACGCAUGGUCCGACGGUGCAUGGUUGGCGAAGCCCACCUGAAAGCGCAACUACUCCAUUCGAUAUUAUCCUGAGGUUCCAGAAGCCGGCGAAAAUAUGUCGAAUCCAAGUCCUUGCCCAUCAGUAUUUGAUUCCCCAAAAAAUCGAAUUAUGGCUCCACUAUUCACCAAAAAGCAUGCCCAGUACUCCAUCAAGUCAAUGUUUCGAUUAUCUAGGAUUCGUUGCAUUAUCAGAUAAUUCAUCGACCAAUUUCAAAUCCCGCGAGUUGCAGAGUGUCACGGUAUCUCCAAGGAAUGGGACUCAUCUGAAACUUCGCCUUGGACCGCCACAUAAAAAUGAAUACAAUACAAUGGGGCAAGUGGCUUUGAUAGCAAUUAAUGUUCUUGGAGAGAUAAUCGAGAAGCCAGAAGAAGGUUCAGAGUCUGCAUCGACAGCAGGAGCUGCACCUCUUUCUGAUUCGAAUGAAAACGCUCUUGCGUCAAUAUGUGAUGAUUUACUAUUUUCUAUGUAUGUUGAGGAGAGUAUUGCAGAUAUUAUAAGGGAAAUGGAGCGGAAGAAAGGGAAGGCUGUUAAUGAUGAAAGGUUCGAGUAUGCAAGGAAGCUUAAACUAUGUAUGACUGCACUAAGGAAUGCUGGUGAAAGGUUAGGUCGAUAUUCUUUGGCUAAACGACAGGCUGUUCAACAGGAAGACUUCACAACCGCUAAACUACGUAAGGAACAAAUAGAGAUGUAUAGGGAUUCAGUUCUAAAGCACCUAGAGACCGAUAAACUGUUAGAGAAAAAUGGAGUCCUAAGUGAAAACGAUGAAUGCUCUGACCUUUAUUCGUCCAAGCCCACAUUGCCGUCCCCGCCUAGUCUUCAGGAUGUCGCAAACCUACUGGCCGAAGCACAUUUUGCCGCGACUCUAAGCCCAAAAAGUCAACAUGACGAUAAAUCUUCAACAGAUGGAGGAAGUUCCAGUCAAACAACCGACACACAUCCUUCGACUAGCCAAUCUACGAAACGUUCCCACGAUGAAAUUCCUAAUUCACCACAACUCAGCCGAAUCGGGCGAAGUCCAAAUCGAGGUUCACCAAUCUCAAGCCAAGGUUCCUUACGUAGACGCAACAAAAGCGCCCCCAAAAAUAGCUAUGAAGACUAUGAAGAACGAGCCAUCCCAGCCCUGAGACAGGAAUGUCAAGGUACCGCGCUGUUGGAUAGCGAUCCCAAUCGAGGCAGGUCACGAUUAAAUGAUCGCGAACGAAGACAGGCAGCGCUUCCGAUUUUGGUGUUUGGAAUCGAUUUGGUUGAACAAUUUUACUCCCGCCAAUUUCAAGAUCGUGAAGAUGGUCUUGUUCGCCUGAGAAAUUUUCUAAGAGGCCAAGAGGGCGACUAUACAGCUGGUGCCAAUAAAAUAGCACGUAGUGCAGCCUUGCUGCUUCAUCGCGCAGUCCGUGACGCGGUCUAUUCUGUCUUCAGCCAAGCAACAGAAACCGUUCGAGUGCUCUUUCUUGAGUUUGUCCCAAGUCGGGUUUCUCCAAAUGAAGUAGCACGCUGUGUUGACCGACUUCUUCCAGAGCUUUUGGCAAAGAGUGGCGACCCUUCGGCACGUAUUCACACUCUAGCUCAGCACACAAUACUCAGUAUAGCCGCCUGCCCGGAAGUAAGAGAACAGCAUCUUGUUGCACCGGCCUUGUCACGGACUGUUGGAUCGGGAACUCAUCCACGAUUGGCCUUAAGUAGAAUGCAAAUGUUGGAGCAGUUGGUUCUGAGCCAAGGAAUUAGCACGGAUAAACAAAGCGGCUUAACCUGUCGAGCCUUAUCUGAGUGUGGAUGCUCUGGCAUACACCAUCCAGCUGAACCUGUGAGAAAAGUAGCUGAACGAGUCCUUCUCCUGGUGUAUAAGCUCAAUCCAAGACUAGUUAGAAAACAGCUUCCUCCGGAUGACGAUAUAACCAGGCGCAACUUACUUUAUCGGCAACUGUUCACGGAAUUCGAUAAACUUGAUAUGCAGCGCAAAAAGGAAAUGCUGGAAGCGAAUAAACAAUGUGCGGGCAAUGGAGGUGGUGGAAAUAACCCAGCGUCACCCUCAUCAAAUCGCAGUGAGAAACAAGGCCUUUCACCGAACGAGCUUAAAUCUAAAAAUAAUCGUAGUAACUUUAAUUUUCAAUCGAGACCACAGGAUGCCCAGUCGAGUCCGAUGCGACGUUCUGAGACACGCAUCCUUAAAAGUAAAAGUGGUCAUUCGAUAAAUGAUACAGAGAAUGGAACAGUGAAUGGAAAGCAAGAAUAUAAUGAGAAAGUGAAACAAACCAUGAAUUCACAGGGAUCGAGGAAGAGUUCAAAUUCGAAUUCGGAGUCACUAGAGGAACCAGAAACAAUACGGUGCCCGUUUUGUGAUUGGACCGGACAUGGAGAUCAAAGCUUGCUCGACAAACACUACUGGAAAGUUUGCCCAUUUCUUACUAAAUGUCCGCAAUGCAGUCAGGUCCUGGAAGUUGCAGCGCUAAACUAUCAUUUAACAAAUGAAUGUGAGGCAAAGGCGAACUAUAUCUCGUGUGAACGCUGUACGGAGUCAGUCCAUAAAGGGUUGUAUGAGUUGCACUUGAUGGAAGAUUAUUGUCGAGAAAUUCGGACGGGGGCUGCUCGUUGCCCGCUGUGUCACGAUGACGUCCACCUUCCCUUGGACGGUGGCUGGAAAUUACAUUUACUCAGCAUAUCCGGUUGUCCGGGUAAUGCAAGACGAAGAUCAAAAAUUUAAAACCCAAACAAUUGGAGGUAGAUUACGCUGCAAUUUGAAUUGUACUUAGGGAUCUGAGUCCUUUCUAUUACUGCUGAGAAAACAUUUGAAAAUGCUCUUGCCUUUUUAAGAAUAUAAAAAAUAUGAAUUCUAGGGAAAUGUGCAAUUUUACAACUAUUUUAUUAUUAAAAUUAAAAUAAAUGAAACUGAACAGUGUCUCCUCAGCGCUUCAUAAUCGGAACUAAAAAGGACGAACAGUUAACUUAGUUAAUGUGAAUUUUUUUCUAUGUAUGCGAAUCGAUUUUUGUACACUUAGUUAAAUGUGGCAUGUAGAGAGGUUGUAGGAAUUUGUAUGAGAUUUAGUUAAUUACAGAAUAUUAGCAAGCAAAAAUUAGAUACUUUCAUGUAGUUCGAAUGGAGUAAAAAAUUUGAAGAUGUACCCCAACAAAAACGGAGUUCCAUUCAGUGACGCUGAACCUCAGGACCUAGUCCUCUUAACGCUGUCAAACUGACUCCUUUUAUCGAACUACCUGAACGUGACCUACAUCAAUGUAUUAUGGUGCAAUUAAUUUAGAUAUGUUAGAUUUGUUUAGUAUAUUUUAUGGGAAUUACAAGCAGGUUUGCAUCGUACAAUCUUGUUUUUAGUUCGUUUUUAAAUGUUCCCUUUUUUAUCCUAGUGAUUGCAAAAUAAUUCUGAACAUUGUUUUCGAGAGUAACUUUUUACAUAAAUAAAAUCUAAUAUGAAAUUUA
This is a messenger RNA of Hermetia illucens (black soldier fly), 3860 nucleotides long. Its product is annotated as centrosomal protein of 104 kDa. Gene Ontology annotation, cellular component: cilium. The transcript has 9 exons. The record is from RefSeq and is a predicted model, not a curated record. NCBI's taxonomy places the organism in Eukaryota, Metazoa, Arthropoda, Insecta, Diptera, Stratiomyidae. Bases 318 to 3131 code for a protein of 937 amino acids.